UCUCCGAGGAGUGUGUGAGUCACACUGUGUGACUGUGUGAGAAUUGCUUACCUCAUCAAUGGCUGGCUUUACUCUUCUUCCAUCGCGGUUACUCGCAUGUCCUUCACGCUCUCUGCCUCGUCUUCUUCAUCACCAAGCAAAGCUGAUUCUCCGCUGCCAAAUGUCGUCGUCUUCUUCUUCCUCUCUCGCUGAUUCCAUCACGCUCACGAGCCAACCCGACGAGCCUGUCCUUAUCUCCGCAGCUCCCGGGAUCUCAUCCUCAGAUUUCAGGGAUGCAAUAGAUUCAUCUCUGUUUAGGAAUUGGCUAAGAAACUUGGAAUCAGAGUCUGGAAUCUUAUCUGAUGGGACAAUGACAUUAAAGCAAGUUUUUAUUCAGGGAGUUGAUAUGUUUGGCAAAAGAAUUGGCUUUCUCAAAUUCAAAGCCGAUAUUUUCGAUAAAGAAACUGGUCAGAAGGUUCCAGGUAUUGUAUUUGCAAGAGGACCAGCUGUAGCUGUUCUCAUUCUCUUGGAGUCAGAUGGUGAAUCUUACGCGGUUCUUACAGAACAGGUUCGGGUUCCUACUGGGAAGAUUGUUCUGGAAUUACCUGCUGGAAUGUUGGAUGAUGAUAAAGGUGACUUUGUUGGAACUGCAGUUCGUGAGGUCGAAGAGGAGAUUGGUAUAAAACUGAAAAAAGAAGACAUGAUUGAUCUCACUGCUUUCCUUGACCCAUCUACAGGUUACCGGAUUUUCCCUUCUCCCGGAGGCUGUGAUGAAGAGAUGAGCGUGUUUCUGUACAGAGGAAAAGUUGAACAAGAGACGAUCAGACAAUUGCAAGGCAAAGAGACAGGACUUCGUGAACACGGUGAGUUCAUCAAAGUCCGACUCAUCCCAUACAGAGAGCUCUGGCGCAAAACAGCUGACGCCAAAGUUCUUGUGAGCGUUGGUCUCUACGAAAUGGCCCAGAGAGAGGGUCUUCUCCCCAGAGACUUAGAUCAUUAGAUGUAAUGCUGUAAAAGGAGUUUUUUUUAGUGCUAUGGAGGUUAUGACGUUAUAACAUGGUAACCUGAAAGAUUGGAAAUUCAUCUUUAUAGCUAAAAGACCUUACAAACCCUAAUUUUGGGUUUAGCUUUCCAAAAGUUUACGUUUUGCCAA
Molecule: messenger RNA, 1132 nt
Organism: Capsella rubella
Lineage: Eukaryota; Viridiplantae; Streptophyta; Magnoliopsida; Brassicales; Brassicaceae
Product: nudix hydrolase 14, chloroplastic
Exons: 7
Coding region: 59-979 (306 amino acids)
Biological process (GO): nucleoside phosphate metabolic process; ribose phosphate metabolic process
Molecular function (GO): ADP-glucose pyrophosphatase activity; ADP-ribose pyrophosphatase activity
Source: RefSeq, a predicted model, not a curated record